Messenger RNA from Fonsecaea nubica, 1809 nucleotides. RefSeq lists its product as hypothetical. The transcript has 2 exons. NCBI's taxonomy places the organism in Eukaryota, Fungi, Ascomycota, Eurotiomycetes, Chaetothyriales, Herpotrichiellaceae. Gene Ontology annotation, biological process: L-serine biosynthetic process. The record is from RefSeq and is a predicted model, not a curated record. Gene Ontology annotation, molecular function: NAD binding; phosphoglycerate dehydrogenase activity. The coding region runs from base 1 to 1809 and encodes 602 amino acids.
AUGGCUACCAGCAAUGGUGAUACAGUCCAGGCCCGAGUCCUCUGUCCGGAGAAACUGUCCCCAGACGGACUGGCUCUGCUUCGGAAAACCCUUAUUGUCGAUGAAAAGCAAGGUCUAACGCCGGAACAACUUAUCUCGAUCAUCCCGGAAUACGAUGCUCUGCUCGUCCGGUCUGAGACAAAGGUCACCAACGAUAUCCUGCAGGCAGGGCGGAAGUUGAAAGUAGUCGCCCGAGCCGGUGUUGGUGUGGAUAAUGUCGAUGUCCCUGCUGCAACGCGGCUGGGCAUUGUUGUGGUGAAUUCUCCAAGUGGGAAUAUUCAAGCUGCUGCCGAGCAUACUAUUGCCCUGUUGAUGAGCAUGGCGAGGAAUGUCCCCGAUGCAUGUGCAAGUCUCAAAGCAGGGAAAUGGGAGAGGAGCAGGCUUGUUGGUGUGGAGGUCAAGGGGAAGACGUUAGGGGUUGUGGGCUUAGGCAAAGUCGGCUUGAUUGUUGCUCGAAUGGCCCGGGGUCUGGGCAUGAAUGUCGUCGCAGCAGAUCCCUAUGCCUCCCCAUCAGUGGCAGCCGCUGCCAAUGUCCAACUCGUCGAGUCCCUGACCGAGCUUUUGCCUGUUGUCGACUUCCUCACCAUUCAUACACCAAUGCUUGCGGCAACCCGCGGUAUGCUGUCGACAGCCGAACUCAACUCGAUGAAACGGGGCGCCCGCAUCCUCAACGUAGCCCGUGGAGGCAUCAUUGAUGAAGAAGCCCUUCUGGCUGCCUUGGAAUCUGGUCAAAUAGCCGGCGCAGCAAUCGAUGUGUUUACUUCGGAACCACCACAUAAGGACCCAAACUCAUCCGCAGCAAAACUAGUCCAACAUCCCAAAUGCAUCGCAACACCACAUCUUGGUGCGUCGACGGUCGAAGCACAAGAAAACGUCUCCAUAGACGUCUGCGAACAGGUCCUCCAGAUAUUGGCGGGAGACCUACCGAGGAGCGCUGUGAACGCACCCAUUAUCCUACCCGCCGAAUACAAGACUCUUCAACCUUUUGUGAAACUGGUGGAAAAGAUGGGAUCUUUGUACACGCAACACUUUACGUCCCCUACACAGCCCCUCCACCAGAGGAACAUGAAUACGUUCGACCUCAUCUACGAGGGCGAGAUCGCAAACAUGUCGAGUACGAAACCGCUCUUUGCGGCCCUGAUCAAAGGGCUUACUUCACCUAUUUCUGAUGCCGAGGGGUUCAACGUCAACAUCGUCAAUGCGGAGAUGGUGGCCAAGGAGAGAGGGAUAUUUGUCAACGAGCAAAAGUCUCGAGACCCGUCCACGCAAGCGUAUUCGAGCUUGGUCACCCUCAUCGCACGACCUGCGAGCCGAUCUCCGUCGUUAAGCCGGCAUUCUAGCGCGCUUGAAGGACUCUCAAUAUCGUCCAAUGCAGCAGGCGACCAACAGGCACAGCCUGCCAGCAAGCAGCACAUCAUCUCCGGCUACUGCAGCGAUAACUCGCCCUUCAUUUCCCGGCUGGAUCGCUUCGCGACGUCCUUUGUGCCCGAAGGCACCUUGCUGAUCUGCCACAAUUAUGAUUCACCAGGCAAGAUUGGUGUCGUGGGCAGCAUCCUCGGCCGAGAAGGCGUCAAUAUCAACUUUAUGAGCGUGGCGCCCGCGACGUUCUCUGCUAACUUGGCCGCGAAAGGCUCAGCCCCUGCUCCCCCUCCUAAAGAGACGACCGAGGCACUCAUGAUACUGGGUGUGGACAAGGAGGUGGGUGACGACCUCAAGAGAGAGCUCGUCGGCGCCAAGGGCGUCUUGAGUGUCAGCAGCGUCACUCUUUGA